CUUGAUUAAUUUUUGACACUUUUGUCACCCUUCCAACUUUGACCCAUUGAUAUACAAUUUUAUCAGUUAUUAGUUUUAAAUUUUGGUUUCGCCCCAAAAGGGCUUUACAAUAAAUUAAUAUCGCCACCGUAAAUAUGGAGGAAAACAACAAUUGGAAUAAUAUGUCCAGAGUAGUAGCUAGCAGAGCUAAGAGAGGAGAUUCGUCUAGAACAGGAUCACACAGGAAUCGUCCUCCUAGGGUAAAUCCUGGAAACGUAACAAGAAAUCCAACAUACAUAGACGACGUUACCCUAAACGCUAUGAUCACCAGUGGAAUGAUGGAAGCUCUAGCACCAGUACAUUUUGCACAAUUUAGAGUUCCUAUACGACAACCGAUUGAGCCGAAUCAAAAUGAAGCCGCAGCUGCUCAAAUCGAUUAUAGAUUAGGCUGGAUACCCAAAAACUUGAAUUUAUCAAGCAUAGAAAAGGGAAAAGAGGGAUCGUCCAAAUUCAAAAGUCCCGAAAAAGAUCGACUAGCCGAGAUCUUAAAAGACGAAGAACCGCCAAAGAAGGAUCCGAGAUUUUUGUUGCCGAGAUUAAUCAUGGAAGAAAGUGAACAAAUUGAUGAGACUAUAAAGAAGAAAAGACAGGAAACCAUCAUGCAAUGGUUCGAUAGAGCUGUAGAAAAAGAACUUUCAAAAGUAAAAACUCCAAGUACAGCACAAACAGUUCCAGCUUUCCCAGAAUGCAUGAAAACAUUAUCAGGUCUAAAUCUGAAUUAUCCACAAUCCAUAAUAGACAAAAUGGCCGAAGCGUCAGCCAGUCAAAUAGAAAUAAUAGCAGACAUGGCCAUGGAACCAGACACUGAGUUGACGGACGCUGUGGAGAAAUUAGCCAAAGCUGAAGCGAUGUGCGCGUUUGCAGGUGCUGUAAAGGCCGCAGAAGAAGCUGCUGAAGCUGCGCCUCCUGGGUUUGCCGAAGAGGCCGCGCUGGCCAGUGCCAGAAUAUUUCAAAGCGAAAUCACUGCGACCGAAAUCAGGGAACACGUGCAAGGUAACACACCAAUGGAGGUUAUCGGCUACAUCGGUAUAACUAAACCUAAAAAUCCGGUUAAAUCGGGGUGAAACUAAAAAUUUGAAAAAACUGUUUACUUCGUUAUAUUAUUGUCUAAAUAAAAAUAUUUAGUUUUUAA
Messenger RNA from Psylliodes chrysocephalus, 1171 nucleotides. Lineage: Eukaryota; Metazoa; Arthropoda; Insecta; Coleoptera; Chrysomelidae. The record is from the annotation of a GenBank genome assembly.